AUGCCCAUCCCCAUCAGAGAGACGGUAACUCGUCUCGCAGCCAUCUCCAAGCUCCUAGUAAUAUCCUACAUAAUCGACUGGAUAUUCAUCAUCGGCAUCGCCCUAAUCGGCUACGGAUUCUAUAAACAAUCCCCAAACCACCACCCCUUCAGCCUAACCGACCCAACAAUCAGCUACCCCCUCUCCAAAGAAACCGUAACAAACACAACCCUCAUUAUAGUCGGCCUCUUCGCACCGGCGAUUAUAAUCUUCCUACUCUCAUGGCUACUCGUCCCAGCAAAAGCCACCUCCUCCUCCACCCCCACCUCCUCAUCUAACCCCAACCCCCUGGCAGCGCAAUACAUCCGCCGCAAAUUCUGGGAAUGGAACGUCGGCUGGAUGGGGCUCGCGCUGGCCGUCGCAAGCACCUGGAGCGCUACCCAGGGUUUGAAGGCGCUAAUCGGAAAACCGCGACCUGAUCUCCUCGCGCGCUGCAAUCCAGACCUAGCGCGCAUUGCGGAGUUCACGGUUGGUGGGCUUGGGGAGUCGGUGCGCGGUGCCGCGACGCUGGUUUCGUGGGAAAUUUGUCGGGAUCAGAGUAAUUCGCUGCGCCUUGAUGGCUUUGCGAGUUUCCCGAGUGGGCAUGCUUCUUUUUCCUUCGCCGGUCUAAUCUACCUAACCCUCUGGCUCUGCUCCAAAUUCUCCGUCGCAUUCCCCUAUCUCCCGCGGUACCCAGUCGAAGACCAGCGCCACACCGACGACAGUUCAUCUGUGCGGAGACGUGGCGCCGCACCGCCCGUAUACCUAAUGCUGAUUGCGUUCGUGCCGACUGCAACAGCGUGCUUUAUCGCUGCGUCGCGCUGGUUCAAUUACAGACACCAUGGCUUUGAUAUUCUCUUCGGUGCCGCGCUCGGCAUUUUCUUCGCUUAUAUCGGCUUUAAUAUGUACCAUAUCCCGAUUCGGCGUGGCGCCGGCUGGGCUUGGGGUGCGCGCAGUCGGGGACGCGCUUUUGGGCGCGGCGUUGGGUUCCCUAGUUCGCUCGGGACGGAUGGGUGGGCUGGUGAGAGGGCGUUGGAUGUUGAUAUUGAGGGCGCGGCUGCGGUGAGGCAGAUGGGGGUUAGGGGUAAUGGGCAGGGACAUGCUCAGGGUCAGGAACAUGUUAAGCCGGUGAGUAGUGAGGGUGAGGCUGUUAGGCUUGAGGGUGAGGCUGUUAGGCUUGAG
This is a messenger RNA of Penicillium samsonianum, 1200 nucleotides long. RefSeq names its product phosphatase PAP2 family protein. The transcript is spliced from 3 exons. The record is from RefSeq and is a predicted model, not a curated record. Gene Ontology annotation, molecular function: phosphatidate phosphatase activity. Gene Ontology annotation, biological process: phospholipid metabolic process. NCBI's taxonomy places the organism in Eukaryota, Fungi, Ascomycota, Eurotiomycetes, Eurotiales, Aspergillaceae. The annotation marks the transcript as partial.